This is a messenger RNA of Peromyscus eremicus (cactus mouse), 387 nucleotides long. Its product is annotated as large ribosomal subunit protein eL24-like. Gene Ontology annotation, cellular component: cytosolic large ribosomal subunit. The transcript has 2 exons. The record is from RefSeq and is a predicted model, not a curated record. Bases 1 to 387 code for a protein of 128 amino acids. NCBI's taxonomy places the organism in Eukaryota, Metazoa, Chordata, Mammalia, Rodentia, Cricetidae. Gene Ontology annotation, biological process: cytoplasmic translation. Gene Ontology annotation, molecular function: mRNA binding; structural constituent of ribosome.
AUGAUAAAUAAUGUAAUGAAUCUUCGGCAGAUAAACUGGACUGUCCUCUGCAGAAGAAAACACAAGAAGGGGCAGUCGGAAGGAAUUCAAAAGCAAAGAACCCGCCCUGCAGUUGAAUUCCAGCGGGCUGUCACUGGUGCGUCUCCUACUGAUAUAAUGGCCAGGAGGAGUCGGAAACCAGAAGUUAGGAAAGCUCAGCGAGAACAGGCGAUUAUCAGGGCUGCCGAGGAAGCAGAAAAGGCUGAGCAGGCGUCCAAGAAGACAGCAAGGGCUGCUGCCCAGGCCCCUACCGAAGCAGCACCUAAACAAGAGAUUGUGAAACCUGUGAAGGUCUCUGCUCCUGAGCUGGUGGAAAACGCUAACUUGGUAGAUCAGAGUUUUGAAUAA